AUGAGCCCGUCAACAGACCAACCGCCUUUAUCCCGCGCGCACACACACACACACACACACACUUCCAACAGCAGCUGCUUUCCAGUGCAGAGCUGCACCCAUCUACUGUUCCACACAUCAGCCUGAACACACACACACACACACACAGAGAACAGAACCCUCAUCACGUAACGAUCUGUGGGUGAUGUGAUGUGUUCUCGGGUGGAACAGCGGUCUGCUCCUGGAUAUUAUUGUGCCAAAGAAAGGACAGACUGGCUGGUAGUCCGGCUAAACGCUAUUAGCUUGCGGGCUAACAGCAGCUGCAUGAAUUAAGCCAUUCUGGAAUUAAACCAGCCACCCUGCAUCUGUAUGGAAAAACCCUCAGGACCACAUCUGUGCAGCGUGCCGUUUUAAAAUCCAAACCAUGUUCAACCUGAUGAAAAAAGACAAGGAGAAGGAUGGGAUCCGGAAGAAGGAGAAGAAAGACAAGCGGGAACGCAUGUCCGCCGCCGAGCUGCGCAGCCUGGACGAGAUGAGCAUGAGGCGCGGCUUCUUCAACCUGAACCGCAGCUCAAAGCGCGACUCGCGCAACAAGCCGGAAAUCUCCAACCCCAUUCCCAUCAAAGUGGCCAGCAGCACAGAGAUCGGCCUCAACGACAUCGAGUCGGACGGUCUCAGCAACCGCAGCAGCGUGGUGCUCGACUUCGAGCAGCUCAGUGCCGCCAGCUCCAGCGACGACCUGAAGGGAGACUACGGCACCUCCGUGCGGGAACGGGCUGCUAAGUUCGGCUCUCUGGCAUCUCACAGCUCGCAGAUGAGUCAGAUAAUGAAGCGCUUUUCCUUCUCGCAGAGGAGCAAGGAGGAGAGCUUUUCAGAAGGUUCUACACCGUCGGGCCAGAACUCCGCUGCCCCGUCACCUCAGGUCGAGACUAAGAUCAUGGACCUGCAGUGGAAGCAAAGCUUUCAGCAGCAGAUAUCUAACGGGAAGAAGGUUCACCUCCCAGAAUUAGUGGAGAAAACCUUCCCGGCUAGUCUGCGCCUUCCCGUCGUCGUUCCUCCGCCGACCCCUCAGACUCGCGAGCUGGAGCUACAGCGGCGUAACACGGGCGAUUUCGGCUUCUCCCUUCGCCGCACUAUGAUGCUGGACCGGGCAGCCGACGGCACCGUGUACCGCCGCGUGGUGCACUUCGCAGAGCCCGGUGCCGGCACCAAGGACCUGGCGCUGGGGCUGGUGCCCGGAGAUCGUCUUGUGGAGAUCAACGGACGCAACGUGGAAAGCAAGAGCAGGGACGAGAUCGUGGAGAUGAUCAGGCAGUCGGGGGAUUCGGUGCGGCUGAAGGUGCAGCCCAUUCUGGAGCUGAGCGAGCUGAGUCGCUGCUGGCUCAGAAACACGGACGGGCCGCGGCGGGACGCUUUAGACGGACAGGUGGAGGACGAUCCCGUGGCCAUCCUGCAGGCGGCCCAUGCCGCCGUCGCUCAGCCUAAGGUGAAGACUGAGGAGCAGAUAGCUGCCGAGCAGGCGUGGUAUGGCUCCGAGAAAGUGUGGCUGGUCCACAAGGAUGGCUUCUCUCUGGCCAUUCUGCUGAAGACAGAGCAGGGCGCCCUGCCCGAGGGGAAGGUGAAGAUCAAACUGGAACAUGAUGGGACAGUGCUUGAGGUGGAUGAAGACGACGUGGAGAAGGCGAACCCUCCUUCUUUUGACCGCUCCGAGGACUUGGCGACUCUGCCCUACCUGAACGAGUCGAGCGUGAUGCACUGUCUGAGGCAGCGCUAUGGAGGAAACCUCAUCCAUACUUACGCCGGACCCAACAUGGUGGUCAUCAACCCCAUCAGUGCUCCAUCCAUGUACUCUGAGAAGGUGAUGCACAUGUUUAAAGGCUGUAGGCGCGAGGACACGGCACCACAUAUCUACGCUGUGGCCCAGUCAGCCUACCGGAACCUUCUCACCACACGGCAAGACCAGUCCAUCGUGCUGCUGGGCAAAAGUGGCAGCGGCAAGACCACCAACUGCCAGCACCUGGUGCAGUACCUGCUUUCCAUUGCUGGCAGCACUGGCAAGAUCUUUUCAGCAGAGAAAUGGCAGGCGGUCUACACAAUCCUGGAGGCGUUUGGGAACUGUACCACCUCCAUGAAUUCCAACGCCAGCCGCUUUUCCCAGAUCGUCUCUCUAGACUUCGAUCAGGCCGGACUGGUGGCCUCAGCAUCCAUCCAGACGAUGCUCCUGGAGAAGCUGAGGGUGGCAAAGAGACCAGAGAAUGAGUCCACUUAUAAUGUCUUUUACUAUCUGAUGGCUGGGGCAGACAGCAAUCUUAGAACUGAGCUGCAUUUGAACCACUUUGCUGAAAACAACAUCUUUGGAAUAAUUCCUCAGACCAAGCCUGAGGACAAGCAGAAGGCAGCACAACAGUUCACAAAGCUGCAGGCAGCAAUGAAGGUGCUCGGUAUCUCAUCUGACGAGCAGAGAGCUCUCUGGCUCAUACUAGGGGCCAUCUACCACUUAGGAGCCGCAGGGGCCACCAAAGCUGGUCGUAAACAGUUCGCACGUCAUGAGUGGGCUCAGAAGGCGGCUUAUCUCUUGGGCUGCACCCUCGAAGAGCUCUCCUCGUCCAUCUUUAAACACCAGCCCAAAGGAACCCUGCAGAGAUCCACCUCCUUCCGACAGGGACCGGAUGAUAGCGGAUCUGGAGAGAGCUCAGGGACAAAAAUCACCGCUCUGGAGUGUUUGGAGGCCAUGGCUGCUGGACUCUAUUCAGAACUUUUUACUCUUAUCAUCUCUCUUAUUAACAGAGCGCUAAAAUCAAGUCAGCACUCUCUGUGCUCUCUGCUGAUUGUUGACACGCCGGGUUUCCAGAACCCUCGGCUGGCUAAACGCGGCGCCACGUUUGAAGAGCUGUGCCACAACUACACGCAGGAAUGCCUGCAGGCCCUUUUCCAGGAGCGCACGUUUGUACAGGAGCUGGACCGAUACAAGGAGGAAAACAUAGAGCUUGCUUUAGAUGACAUAGAGUCCAGUACGUCUUUAUCUGUAGCUGCUGUAGACCAGGCCUCAACUCAAGCGCUGGUGAGGUCGUUAGCGAGGACCGAUGAGGCGCGGGGAUUGCUGUGGCUGAUGGAGGAGGAGGCUCUACAGCCGGGAGGCUCUGAGGACACUCUGCUGGAGCGUCUAUUUAGCUACUACGGCCCCACAGAGGGGGAGGUGAAAGGUCAGAACCUGCUGCUGAAGAGUGAGAAGUCACAUCACUUUCUGAUGGGACACAGUCACGGCACAGAAUGGGUGGAAUAUAAUGUUUUGGGGUGGCUAAGCCAUGCUAAGCAGAACCCGGCCUUCCAGAAUGCUGCCACUCUGCUGCAGGACUCGCAAAAAAAGAACAUCAGUGGGCUGUUCAUGGGUCGUUCAGGUGGUGCCACCGUUCUGUCGGGCUCCAUCGCUGGCCUGGAGGGCGUCUCUCAGCUGGCCCUGCGCCGAGCCACCAGCAUAAGAAAGACUUUCACCACCGGCAUGGCUGCGGUCAAGAAGAGGUCCAUGUGUAUCCAGAUCAAGCUGCAAGUGGACGCUCUCAUAGACACAGUGAGACGCUCCAGGGUGCAUUUCCUGCACUGCCUGCUGCCCAAGGAGGAGGCUUUAAGCGGAGAGCCACGGGCGCACGGAGAGAGCUGUGAUAACGGCCUCAUGCAGCUGGACGUGGUGCUGCUGCGCGCUCAGCUCAGGGGCUCCAAACUGCUCGAUGCUCUGCGCAUUUACCGUCAAGGUUACCCCGAUCACAUGGUGUUCUCCGAGUUCCGUCGCCGCUUCGACGUCCUUGCACCCCAUCUGACUAAAAAGCACGGACGGAACUACAUUGUUACUGAUGAGAAGAGGGCUGUGGAGGAGCUACUGGAGUUUCUGGAGCUGGAGAAAAGCAGCUAUCACAUGGGCAUAAGCAGGGUGUUCUUCAGGGCAGGGGUUCUGGCCAGGCUGGAGGAACAGAGGGACCUGCAGACCAGACGCAACCUCACCCUCUUCCAGGCCACCUGCAGGGGAUUCCUUUCACGCCAGGCCUUCAAAAAGAGAAAGAUCCAGGAUUUGGCCAUCCGUUGCAUCCAGAAGAACAUUCAAAAGAACCGUGGUGUGAAGGGCUGGCCCUGGUGGAAGCUCUUCACCACGGUGCGGCCACUCAUCCAGGUGCAGCUGACCGAGGAGCAGAUCCGAGGCAAAGACGAGGAGAUUCAGCAGCUGAAGCAAAAGCUGGAGAAAGUGGAGAGAGAGAGAAACGAACUACGACUCAACACAGACCGUUUAGAAAGCAAGAUCACAGAGCUUUCAUCAGAACUGGCCGAUGAACGAAACACGGGUGAAUCUGCCUCUCAGCUGCUCGAGUCUGAGACCUCCGAGAGACUCCGGCUGGAGAAAGACAUGAAGGAUCUUCAGGCCAAGUACGACUCCAUGAAGAAGCAAAUGGAGUCUAUGGAGAUGGAGGUGAUGGAGUCUCGGCUCAUUAACGCUUCUGACCUCAACGGAGAGAUGGACGAUGAUGACGCUGGAGGUGAAUGGAGACUGAAGUAUGAGCGAGCUGUCCGAGAGACUGAAUUCACCAAGAAGAGGCUGCAGCAGGAGUUUGAUGACAAGCUAGAGGUUGAGCAGCAGAACAAGAGGCAGCUGGAAAGACGGCUGACGGAUUUGCAGGCAGAUAAUGAGGAGGUGCAGCGGGUCACACAGCAGCUGAAGAAGAAAUGCCAGAAACUGACAGCUGAGCUGCAAGACACCAAACUGCACCUAGAGGGCCAGCAGAGCCGCAAUCAUGAGCUGGAGAAGAAACAGAGGAAAUUUGACUCUGAGCAGAAUGUGGCUCAGGAGGAAGUGCAGAAAGAGAGAAGUCUGCGAGAGAAGCUAAGUCGAGAGAAAGAUGUGCUGACUGGAGAAGUAUUCAGCAUUCGACAGCAACUGGAGGACAAAGAUCUGGAAAUGUGCGCACUCAAUCUGAAGCUGGAACAAAUGGAGGCUGAGCUGCAGGAUCUAAACUCUCAGGAGUCAAAGGAUGAGGCCUCACUGGCCAAGGUCAAAAAGCAGCUCCGUGACCUGGAAGCAAAAGUCAAAGAUCAGGAGGAGGAGCUUGACGAACAAGCUGGAACCAUACAGAUGCUGGAGCAGGCGAAGCUGCGUCUGGAGAUGGAGACGGAGAGGCUCAGGCAGACUCACUCCAAAGAGAUUGAGAGCAAAGAUGAAGAGGUGGAGGAGAUCAGACAGUCCUGCAGUAAGAAGCUGAAGCAGAUGGAGGUGCAGUUGGAGGAAGAGUAUGAAGACAAACAGAAGGUCCUUAAGGAGAGGAGAGAACUGGAAGCCAAGCUACUGUCUGCUCAAGAUCAGGUCAGCCACAGAGACGUAGAGACAGAAAAGCGACUCCGGAAGGAUCUGAAGCGCACCAAAGCCUUGCUGGCUGAUGCUCAGAUCAUGCUUGACCAUCUAAAGAACAAUGCACCUAGCAAGCGAGAGAUUGCUCAACUUAAGAAUCAGCUGGAGGAAUCAGAGUUCACGAGUGCUGCGGCCGUUAAGGCCCGUAAGUCGAUGGAAGCCGAGCUGGAGGACCUGCAUGUCCAGAUGGACGACAUCUCCAAAGCCAAGCAGGCGUUGGAGGAGCAGCUUAGCCGGGUGCAGCGAGAAAAGAAUGACCUGCAGUCACGCAUGGAGGAGGACCAGGAGGAUAUGAACGAACUCAUGAAGAAGCACAAAGCUGCUGUUGUUCAGUGCUCUCAGAGCCUGGCACAGGUCAGUGAGCUUCAAACUCAGCUAGAAGAAGCUGUAAAGGAGAAACAGGAAAUUCAGGAAAAGUUCACAGCACUGCAGAGUCAGGUGGAGUUUCUGGAACAGUCCACAGUGGAAAAAUCUUUAGUCAGCAGACAAGAGGCUAAAAUCCGUGAGAUGGAAUCCAAGCUGGAGUUUGAGAAGACACAAGUGAAACGUCUGGAGAGUCUGGUGUCCAGGCUGAAGGAGAACUUGGAAAAGUUGACAGAGGAGCGUGACCAGCGUAGCGCCAGUGAAAACCGUGAGAAGGAGCAGAACAAGCGGCUGCAGCGUCAAAUCCGGGACAUUAAAGAGGAGAUUGCUGAACUUGCCAAGAGGGAGGGUGAAGCCAGUCGCAAAAAGCAUGAGCUGGAAAUGGACAUUGAGAGUUUGGAAGCUGCAAAUCAGAGUCUGCAGGCUGACCUCAAGCUGGCCUUCAAAAGAAUUUCUGACCUGCAGGCUGCUAUCGAGGAUGAGAUGGAAAGUGAUGACAACGAGGAUCUUAUUAAUAGUCUGCAAGACAUGGUGACUAAAUAUCAGAAACGAAAGAACAGAAUUGAGGGGGACUCGGAUUCCGGCUCUGAAGUAGACGACCGCGUUGACGCCGUGAAGUCUUGGCUCUCAAAAAGCAAGGGCUCAGCCAAGAAUCUGUCAGAUGACGGCAGCCUAAAAAGUUCAAGAUAUGCUAACACUGAUGCCAAAGAAGGAAAGGACUGGAAAGAAAAUGGCAAGGAAGGUAAAGAGCUAGAGCAGAGCAGGCCCAUGUCUGUGAUGAGUUCACUAAGUUACAGAAAAUGCUCCAGCCUGAAGGACAAAGGGGAUGAGAGCGCUCUCUUCAGCACCCUUAAGGAGAAGGAUGACUCUCAGGAGUUCACUUCCUUCAGCAAAAGCAAAUCCAAGCUUGAUCUCAUGGAUGACUCCUACUCAGUGAGGUCAUGGAGGAAGGAUGAUUUUGAUGGCAGGAGCUCGGUUAUGUCCCGGGCCUAUUCAGGGGCAGGCAGCAGAGGCAGGAAGGGUACGGAUAGCCGCUGGUCAGAGCUGGACAAGGAGUCGGUUGUGUCACCAAUAAGCCAUAGCCAAGCCUCCUGGUUUGAUGAUGCAAAGUCCUGUGUAAGCACUACAAGUGCUCUGAGCCGGCGUCGAAGCAUGUCCCGUCUAGACGAUCGCCAGAGCGAGCGUGGCUCGGCAUUGAGCCCUGCCCUGAGCUGUAGGAGCCCCGGCAGCACUGGCCGUAAAAGCCCUGGCAGUGUAAGCCGCGCUGACUCUCGCAUAUCUCUGAGUCGCAGCUGCCGCCUCAGCGAGUUUGAUAUAGAUGACGAUGCCAUGAGUGUGGCCUACAGUGAUAGGCACUCCGGCUCCUACAGCCCCCAUCACUCCUCCAGUGGCCGCAGCAUGUCAAUGCCACCACGGGCAAGAACCACUGACACUGAACUACCAGAUACCACCGACCUCAAGCCUGUCAGUCACCGCAACUACCUGGAUCCAGACCUGGAAGCAGCAAUCAAUGAGGUGCUGAAUUUCAAGCCCAUCAAAUUCAAGCGGAGUAGCUUGGAUGACUCCGAGGCUGAGGUUGGCCAGCCAAAGAUGCAGCUGCAGGACGAAGACGAGGAGGAUGGUAGGAUGAGCGUGAGGUCCGGCGGGGAGAGCAGCCGCAGCUCCUCCAGCUUGAGGCGCUCCGCAUCGGCGGUGGACUUUCACCGCUCCAGUAGCAGCAUGAGCAGCCGCAGCAGGAAGAAAAGCAAAGACAGGAGGAAGAGGAGCAACAGCUCGGGCUCCUCCGAGAAUGAGCGCAAGAAGAAGGCCUCAAAGAAAAAACAAAAGAAGAAGAAGAAGUCGUCGAAGAAGGAGUCAUCCUCUUCCUCUUCUUCCUCCUCUGAAUCGGAGUCUAGCUCAGAGUCAGACUCCAGCUCAGGAGCCUCCACUAUUUCCUAUCGAAGCACUAGCAGCAUUAAAAAGGCUCCUGCUAAAAAGACGUUGUCUUCAGAAGAGGAAGGUGAACCAAGAGGAUCAUCUGAAUCAGCUCCAUCACUCAGCAAGAAACAGGACAAGAAAAGAAAGAAGAAUGUGGACAGUGUGAUGAUGAAGUAUCUGUACAGACCUGACAGUGAUUAAAAACAGCACCCCCCCUCUGGCCGAAGACGCUUUUGCCUUGACAGAUCUGACGAGGAAGAAGAGGAGGAGAAGAAGGAAAGGGGAGCGGCCCGAAGC
Messenger RNA from Trichomycterus rosablanca, 7945 nucleotides. It is a transcript of the gene myo18ab, whose product is annotated as myosin XVIIIA b. Gene Ontology annotation, cellular component: myosin II complex; cytoplasm; myosin filament. Gene Ontology annotation, biological process: actomyosin structure organization. NCBI's taxonomy places the organism in Eukaryota, Metazoa, Chordata, Actinopteri, Siluriformes, Trichomycteridae. The record is from RefSeq and is a predicted model, not a curated record. The transcript is spliced from 44 exons. Gene Ontology annotation, molecular function: ATP binding; cytoskeletal motor activity; actin filament binding. The coding region runs from base 404 to 7849 and encodes 2481 amino acids.